Messenger RNA from Durusdinium trenchii, 927 nucleotides. The record is from the annotation of a GenBank genome assembly. NCBI's taxonomy places the organism in Eukaryota, Dinophyceae, Suessiales, Symbiodiniaceae.
AUGUCCCGUUCGGGCGCUCUGCGUGCCCUGCUGCGGCGAUCGCUUGGAGUUGUGGCGCCGGUCGGGGCCGCCGGGGGCGCAUGGCUUUGGGCCAGGCCAGAGUGCGGCUGCAAGGCUGCGCCGCGCAAACGGGUGGCCAUCUACGGAGGGACCUUCGAUCCGCCCACGAACUCGCACAUGACGUGUGCCGGCGAGAAACCCGGGCAGCAAUGUGGAGCCCAUACAUGUGGAAGAAACAGGGCUGGAGCUGCAGUACCCGGCAGUAUGCCCCGCUUAAUUUUGAUCAUCCACAGCGGCAGCGCCGAUGAAGUGUGGCUCAUCCCCUGUGGCCCUCGGCCGGACAAACCCCACUUGCAGACCACGCCUCUGGACCGCUACUGCAUGUGUCAGAUCGCGGUGAACAGCUCCUUCUCUCCGAGCUUCCCGGUGCAGGUGAGCGACUUGGAGACCUUCCGAGAGACCGCGUUCUACACCUAUGACUUGCUGCAGUCCUUGCGUGAACAAUACCCCGAGAUCGACUUCGCCUUCGUGAUUGGCAGCGAUUGGCUGCAGGCGAAGAGCAACAUCACCCAGUGGAGGUCGAAGAACCCCCACUGGAAGCCUGGCAUGCCGGAAGAACAGAAGCUCAUCGUCACCGGCGAUCAGCUGCUAAAGGACUUCGACUUCCUGGUUAUUCCCAGGCCCGGCUUCAAUGUGGAGUCCACACCCGAAGACCCCAGCGGCCUCCAACGCUAUGGCCCGCGGCUGCGGUGGAUGCAGAUGCCUGAGGACUUCGCGCUGAUCCGUGGGAACUUGUCGGCCACCGAGAUCCGGCAGCGCGCCGCGGCGGAGCAGAGCCGGGGGGGAAAGCUCACGGCCAUCCAAGGUCUCAUUCCACCGGGCGUGGUGUCCUUCAUCCGACGCAAGGAGCUCUACUACCGGAAGUGA